AUGCCUCCAGCAUCAGUCACCAAUGUCCGAACCAGCCUUGAGGACGGAGCGGUAAGAGAGGGCGUCCGCAACACCAGCCUCCUGGCCAACUGGCGCAUUUUGGCUGUGACACUGUACAUGGGCAUCUCACUCUUUGAAUAUGGAUUCGACAAAGGGGCCAUUGCCGGCUUCCAGGCAAUGCCGGGAUUCCUCCAGAUCUUUGGGUACCAGACCGCCUCAGGCGCAUGGCACAUUCAUACCGGCCCUCAGCAAAUCAUCUCGUCGUUCAUGAUCCUGGGCAGCUUUGUCGGGUCCAUACUGACCGGCCCUAUUGGCGCCCACCUCUGCCGCCGUUACUCCCUGAUAGUGGGUUGCCUGCUCAUGAUAGUCUGCAUCGUUGUCCAGGCUCUCACGACCUCGAUGGGUGCGCUCUACUUCAUCCGCUUUUUGACAGGUGUCGCCAACGGCUUCUUGCUCAACUUUUCCAUGGUCUAUUUACAAGAAUCUGCCCCUCCCCACCUCCGCGGUGUCUGCUUUGGUGUCGUGACGAGCUGGAUUGUCAUCGGAACCACUAUCGGAAUGGUUAUCAAUAACGCGACCGCCGACUUGAUGAGUCGGAAGGCCUAUCAAAUUCCACUCUAUAUUUGCUUCGUCCCUCUAGUCAUCCUUAUCUUCACUCUACCCUUCCUCCCGGAGUCCCCCCGUUGGCUUCUUCACCAUCACCGCCCAGAAGAGGCGCUGCGCAGCUUGCGCUUCUUCCGCAAGGGCGCCUACGACGAGUUGGCCUUGAACCAGGAAUUCGAGGCGAUGAAGGAGAUUGCAGAUCGAGAGGCCGAGUCCCAGAAAGACUGGCGCCUCAUUUUCGAGCUCUUCCGUGGACACAAUCUACGAAGGACGAUUAUUUGCGUCGGUGUUGGAACCGCCAAUGCCGGUGUUGGCGCCAUGUUUAUACUGGCAUUUGGCACUUAUUUCAUUAAGAUGGCGGAUGUUGGUGAUCCCUUUAAAAUGAUCAUCGUCACGAACUGCGUGGGUCUUACUGGACUCUUUGCAACAUGGUUCGUUGUCACCCGGGUUGGAAGACGCCGCAUCAUCCUUGCGGGAUGCAUUCUUUGCACAAUUUGCAUGCUCGUCAUGGCAGCCAUAUACUCUUCCCCGGCAGUGUCUAAAUCAGGUGCGGGCGCAGGACUCGUGGUUCUUGUCAGCAUCUAUGUCUGGGCCUUCAACUUUGGCCUCGAGCCAUACGUCUACCUUGUCGCCGGGGAGCUCCCUGCACAGAACCUGCGCGCAUAUACCAUGGGCCUUGCCGCAGCGACUAGCUUUGCCUUUGCGUGGCUGUGUGCUUUCACAACCCCUUACUUCAUCAAUCCGACGGCCUUGAACUGGGGCCCCAAAUACGGAUACAUCUGGUUUGGGAGUGGCAUCAUUGUCUGCAUAUUCGUCUAUUUCAUGCUGCCAGAAGUAAGAGGCAGGACACUGGAAGAGAUCGAUGAAAUGUUCAGGAAUAAAGUCCCAACCAAGGAUUUCCCGAACUAUGUCUGCGUCGAGGGUGAAGAAGCCAAGAGAAGAGGAUUGGUGAAAGUCAUGGGAGCAGAGAAGCCAGAUGUAACCAUGGUUGAAGUUGUCGACGACAGGAAGGCUUGA
Cladophialophora psammophila CBS 110553 is the source of this 1620-nucleotide messenger RNA. RefSeq lists its product as uncharacterized. The transcript has 4 exons. Gene Ontology annotation, cellular component: membrane. The coding region runs from base 1 to 1620 and encodes 539 amino acids. Gene Ontology annotation, molecular function: carbohydrate:proton symporter activity. Gene Ontology annotation, biological process: transmembrane transport; carbohydrate transport. The record is from RefSeq and is a predicted model, not a curated record. NCBI's taxonomy places the organism in Eukaryota, Fungi, Ascomycota, Eurotiomycetes, Chaetothyriales, Herpotrichiellaceae.